This is a messenger RNA of Aspergillus saccharolyticus JOP 1030-1, 910 nucleotides long. RefSeq lists its product as uncharacterized. NCBI's taxonomy places the organism in Eukaryota, Fungi, Ascomycota, Eurotiomycetes, Eurotiales, Aspergillaceae. The transcript is spliced from 3 exons. The record is from RefSeq and is a predicted model, not a curated record. The coding region runs from base 217 to 711 and encodes 164 amino acids.
GGGCUUCAUCCCCACUUUUUACGGCAGGUAGAACAUGCCUCUCAAACUUGCGAUAGUGCUCUAAAGAAACACUAGAUUCGGAGUGGUCCAGAUUUAGUAACCAAUCUUUUGCCGAGAUGCUGGGAAAGGCAAAAAUCGGGGGCAAGGAAAGAAAGAUUGAUAGGAAGCGGAGGAGGGGCAACUUGGUUGGGUAUAUAUCACACAAUAUCUACCGACAUGGAUUCAAGGAGACACGAAAUGUUGUCAAGCAUAAGUUGUGCAGCAAAGCCCCAGAUACAAGAUGCCAACAAUGCACAUCUUACAGAGCAACUGUAUGCUUAUUGGGCGGAAAGCCAGCAUCUUCGCAAUCGUGUUCACCUCCUCCAGGCCCAGCUCGAAAGCAGCCACGGGCAAUUGGUGAAAUGCCAUCAAAGCUAUUCAAUGAAAUGUCACGAGUACGGGCAAGUAGUUUCUGAGCUGGCACAGCUGCGAGAGCAAUUCAAGCGGCUCAACGAGAUGUUAUCUGGUGGACGGCACAAUUUGCAAGGUCCUGUCCCGGUCUUCCUGCAACUCGAAGCCAGGCAUAGAUCGGUACAGCAAGCUGAGAUUAAGAUAAGCCAACGAGCAACAGCCCUGAAAGUGGCUUGCCAGGGUUUGCAAAACGAAUUGUCCGAAAUAAUGGCUAGCGUCUCGGGAAAUAGUACAGGGACCUCGGAUUUACAUACCAAUUGAAGCCUUUUCGAUCAAGGGCCUAGGAGGAUUGGGCGUCAGGGAAAUCAGGCUUCUCGAUGUAGGGGAUAGGACAUCAAGAAUUUCCCCAUACUAAUAUCAUUAGAUGUUAUAUUGAAGUUUAAAAAUGGUGAUUUUUACUAAGGUCACAUUUUACAUAACUCAAGUUAUCAAGUCAUGGAACACGAAAGUUUGCGUCCUG